Giardia duodenalis is the source of this 336-nucleotide messenger RNA. Its product is annotated as FKBP-type peptidyl-prolyl cis-trans isomerase. Gene Ontology annotation, molecular function: peptidyl-prolyl cis-trans isomerase activity. The record is from RefSeq and is a predicted model, not a curated record. Bases 1 to 336 code for a protein of 111 amino acids. Lineage: Eukaryota; Fornicata; Diplomonadida; Hexamitidae. The transcript has a single exon.
AUGUCAUUAGCGCUCUACAAACACAUUCUACGCCACGGGGACAGACGCACGUAUCCGCAAAAGGGCAGUUCUGUGCUGGUACACUAUACUGCAGCCUUUAAAAACGGGAAGGUAUUCGACUCGACGCGCUUCACCAACAAGCCAAUCAGCUUCAAAGUUGGGAUAAACCAAACAAUCCGGGCAUGGGACAUAGCUAUCCCGACAAUGUCUGAGGGAGAGCACGCCAUCCUCCAGGUCCCAGCAGAAUUCGGGUAUGGGCCCAGAGGACUUUUCGAGAUAGUCCCACCCAACACAGACUUGAUCUACGACAUACAUCUGGUCAAGGUACUCCACUGA